Callithrix jacchus (white-tufted-ear marmoset) is the source of this 3161-nucleotide messenger RNA. Its product is annotated as cyclin-dependent kinase 20. NCBI's taxonomy places the organism in Eukaryota, Metazoa, Chordata, Mammalia, Primates, Cebidae. Gene Ontology annotation, molecular function: ATP binding; protein serine/threonine kinase activity. Gene Ontology annotation, biological process: protein phosphorylation. Gene Ontology annotation, cellular component: nucleus. The record is from RefSeq and is a predicted model, not a curated record.
UGCGCGCCGGGGCGAAGUGGGAUUUGGAAGCUUAGGGGCACAAGCCCAGCGACUGCACCGGGAUGGACCAGUACUGUAUCCUGGGCCGCAUCGGGGAGGGUGCCCACGGCAUCGUCUUCAAGGCCAAGCACGUGGAGGUGGUGCAGCUGAAGGCUGUGUUCCCACAUGGUGCAGGCUUUGUGCUGGCCUUUGAGUUCAUGCUGUCGGAUCUGGCUGAGGUGGUGCGCCAUGCCCAGAGGCCGCUAGCCCAGGCACAGGUCAAGAGCUACCUGCAGAUGCUGCUCAAGGGUGUCGCCUUCUGCCAUGCCAACAACAUUGUGCAUCAGGUCCUGUGGGGGAUUUGGAGGGACUCAUCCUUCCUUUGGCAUUCCCAGGACCUGAAACCUGCCAAUCUGCUCAUCAGUGCCUCAGGCCAGCUCAAGAUAGCAGACUUUGGCCUGGCCCGAGUCUUUUCCCCAGAUGGCAGCCGCCUCUACACACACCAGGUGGCCACCAGGACCGUGGGAUGCAUCAUGGGGGAGCUGUUGAAUGGGUCCCCCCUUUUCCCGGGUGAGAACAACAUUGAACAGCUUUGCUGUGUGCUUCACAUCUUGGGCACCCCUAGCCCUCAAGUCUGGCCGGAGCUUGCCAAGCUGCCAGACUACAACAAGAUCUCCUUUAAGGAACAGGCACCCGUGCCCCUGGAGGAAGUGCUGCCGGAUGCCUCUCCCCAGGCAUUGGACUUGCUGAGUCAGUUUCUUCUCUACCCUCCUCUCCGGCGCAUCACAGCCUCCAGGGUAAGGCUCUCCUCCAUCAGUACUUCUUCACAGCUCCUCUGCCUGCCCAUCCAUCUGAGCUACCGAUUCCUCAGCGUCCAGGGGGACCUGCCCCCAAGGCCCAUCCAGGCCCCCACCACGUUCAUGACUUCCACGUGGACCGGCCUCUUGAGGAGUCGCUGUUGAACCCACAGCUGAUUUGGCCCUUCAUCCUGGAGGGGUGAGAAGCUGGCCCUGGUCCUGUCUGCCUGUGCCUAAGGACCACCCAGUCCACUUGUUCCUCUGCCACCUGCCUGGCUCCACUCUCCAAGGCCUCCCCAUGGCCACACUGGGCCCACUCCACACCACACCCUGCCCCUUAACCCUUGUGAGGGUUGGUCUUGAGGCAGAGGUUAUGCUCCUAGCCAAGAGCAUGACAGCAUCCAGUCCAGCAGAGGAGAUUCACGUCCUGUGCUUGGUGAGUCUGUGUGCUGCUGACUUACCCAUCAGAACAGUGAGCUCUGCUGCCAUUCAGGGCCUGCCUGUGCAGAUUGGCGAUGCCUGCCUUGGUGAUUACCCAUCAGAACAGUGAGCUCUGCUGCCAUUCAGGGCCUGCCUGUGCAGAUUGGCGAUGCCUGCCUUGGUGAUUACCCAUCAGAACAGUGAGCUCUGCUGCCAUUCAGGGCCUGCCUAUGCAGAAUGGCGAUGCCUGCCUUGGUGAUUACCCAUCAGAACAGUGAGCUCUGCUGCCAGUCAAGGCCUGCCUAUGCAGAAUGGUGAUGCCUGCCUUGGUGAUUACCCAUCAGAACAGUGAGCUCUGCUGCCAUUCAGGGCCUGCCUAUGCAGAAUGGCGAUGCCUGCCUUGGUGAUUACCCAUCAGAACAGUGAGCUCUGCUGCCAUUCAGGGCCUGCCUAUGCAGAAUGGCGAUGCCUGCCUUGGUGAUUACCCAUCAGAACAGUGAGCUCUGCUGCCAGUCAAGGCCUGCCUAUGCAGAAUGGUGAUGCCUGCCUUGGUGAUUACCCAUCAGAACAGUGAGCUCCACUGCCAUUCAGGGCCUGCCUGUGCAGAAUGGCGAUGCCUGCCUUGGUGAUUACCCAUCAGAACAGUGAGCUCUGCUGCCAGUCAAGGCCUGCCUAUGCAGAAUGGCGAUGCCUGCCUUGGUGAUUACCCAUCAGAACAGUGAGCUCUGCUGCCAUUCAGGGCCUGCCUAUGCAGAAUGGCGAUGCCUGCCUUGGUGAUUACCCAUCAGAACAGUGAGCUCUGCUGCCAGUCAAGGCCUGCCUAUGCAGAAUGGCGAUGCCUGCCUUGGUGAUUACCCAUCAGAACAGUGAGCUCCACUGCCAUUCAGGGCCUGCCUGUGCAGAAUGGUGAUGCCUGCCUUGGCAAUUACCCAUCAGAACAGUGAGCUCUGCUGCCAUUCAGGGCCUGCCUAUGCAGAAUGGCGAUGCCUGCCUUGGUGAUUACCCAUCAGAACAGUGAGCUCUGCUGCCAGUCAAGGCCUGCCUGUGCAGAAUGGCAAUGCCUGCCUUCGUGCUGCUUCCCCAGGUGUUGCCUCCUGGUCAAGGAGAAGUGCAGAGAGUAAGGCGUCCUCAUGUUGGAAACUCAAGUGGAAGGAAGAUUUGCUUUUAUUCUCAGAGACAUUAAACACUAACUAGUUCAGUAUGUGAGAUUAUAGAUUCUAAAAACCUCAGGUGUCUCUGUGUUAUGUCUGUUCCUCCUCCAUUUCUCUCAAGGGAAAUAAAGUGGCAUUGUCUCAUGGCCCUCAUUUUUGGGUGGGUCCUGGGGAAGGUGGCACCAGGCACAGCACUUUUGCCCUGAGGGCCUCUCGUGUGCUUCAUAUGACUGAGCACUAACUUGGAAGUGAGGGAGACGGAAGUCUAGGCCCAGGGAUGGCUCCAGUUGGGGAUCCAGCAGGAGACCCUCCGCACUGAGGCUGGUUUACCAACAUAUCUACUCCCUCAGGAUGAGUGUGAGCCAGAAGCAGCUGUGUAUAUAAGGAAACAAGCAUUCCUGAAAUUAAUUUUUUAAUUUAAUAAAUCUCAAUAUAAUCCCAGCCAGCUCUUUUUCCUUAUAAUAAUUUGACUGAUGAGGUGAUUUUAAAAGAGCCAUUAAAGUGCAAAGGGCCAAGAGAAGGAAGUGGAACUUGCAGAAGAGGAAAUGAUGGAAGGACUUGCGGUAUCAGAUACCAAUAUUUUAAAGUUUAUGUAAGAAGUAAGACAGCAUGAUUGUGGUUCAAGGAUAAAAACAGAUACACUAGAGAAACUUAUUCUUAGCAAUCCUUUAUUUUUAAAAUGUUUAUUUUAUGCUUCAUGUGGAUAAACUCUUCUAUGAGCGCUGAGGGUGACUAACACUGUUACAGACGCUGGCCUCCAAACACUUAGUGGAAAGAUAAAACCUAUUAAACCCCCAUUCUUGCUUUUAGGAAA